Molecule: messenger RNA, 1226 nt
Organism: Rubroshorea leprosula
Lineage: Eukaryota; Viridiplantae; Streptophyta; Magnoliopsida; Malvales; Dipterocarpaceae
Source: the annotation of a GenBank genome assembly
GGGUUUCUAGGAAUUCGAACAUCUCACCAUCCAUAGAUCGAUUGAUCCAUGCUCGGCAAGCGUCUCUUUCCCAUUGAUCUAUUAUUUCUGCCCAAAGCUGUGGAUUCCAACUUGGUAAUUCUAGAAUAGUCCCUUGUUGUUUUGCAGCAAGUAAUUGGUUUGGGUCAAUCUCUAUUUUUUUACCAAAUUGUAUCCUUUCUCUGUUCUUUCCCCUAUACUCAAGUGUUGCUUGAGGUAUGGGAUAUCUUCCUCCUAACUGGUAUGUUCUAGAACCGAAGACUCUAGAUGUUCUGGGAGCACUAGAAUUUUCUUCAAUUUCGGAUCUAGUUGGAGCACUAGGGUGUCACGCCCCAAAACCCGAAUUCGAGGCGCGACAGACGCCGUGCACUCGUGAGACGGGUCCCACAAAUGCACAAGGCUCGGAACUGACUGAGUUCUUAGUUUCCAAUUCGAAUAAUUCAAAUCUGAAACUCAAGUAAAAUCUAACUUUUCAUUACAAAAAUUUUACCAUUCCAGACAUACAAAGUUUGUAAACAGUUAUGGCUAUAACCAAGGGAACUUUGUACACAAAAAUGGUUAUUUCUAUCAACCAUGUGAGACUAGCAGCUUAACUCCAAAAGAUCUAAGUCCCAAAUAACGCCUAGCCGUCUAGCUCGUCACUCCCCCGGUUCCUUAUGUGUCGGGUAUCACUACCUGAAAUGGUGGACAAGGAAAACAAGGUGAAAUAAAAUAUCUCAGUAAGUAAACUAUGGAUAGCCCUUGGUAAAAAUUUAAGCAUGCCAGAUAAACCAUGUAAACGUAAUAGAACUUUCAAUGAUAAACCAUUCAUGCAUAAUAAAACUCAUCAGUAGUCUCAUCUAUAAGUCAUGGCCAGUGUUUAACAAACUCCCACUGGCAGGCGUCAGGAAUAGUGCCAGUGUUUAACACACUCCCACUGGCAGGCGUCAGGAAUAGUGCCAGUGUUUAACACACUCCCACUGGCAGGCGUCAGGUAGUGCCAGUGUUUAACCCCAUUGGCAGGGUGAACCGGUUCUACAGAAAUACAUGUCGACAUGUGCUAGCGUUUAUAAACCUCCCACUAGCGGGCAUAGUAAUCAUGACUAUAUCCGAGACAAAACCAUGCAGGAUUUCCAAAAAAAUUCAUCAUUCACAAUCAAUCUCAAAUCUCAGACAUAAACCGAAAAAUUUCCAUGUGACCAUGGAUUUAAUAGAAAGCUCAACAUUUA